This is a messenger RNA of Cladocopium goreaui, 315 nucleotides long. The record is from the annotation of a GenBank genome assembly. Lineage: Eukaryota; Dinophyceae; Suessiales; Symbiodiniaceae.
AUGCAUCAGUUCUCUGAUUUUAGACACACGCUUGAAAUUAUAGCAUUCCUGAUUUUUUCAGCUACUACAAAUAGCACCAAAUCUCAGCAAAUUGUUCCAUGCUUCAAUAUCCCAACUUUUCUUCAAUCACAAACCUUCCUUCGCAGUGCUGCAUUGCACCGAUAUCGCACGCGUGCAGGAUUUUAUCACGCACCUUCACACUCUUCCCAUCAAAGCACAGUGCCGAACCUAUUUGACAUUCGCGCAGCCUCCUAUAGCACCGUCCUGGUUGCUCUCCCCCCAUCAUAUUGCAAAAAAAGUGGGAAGCAGAAAUAG